Molecule: messenger RNA, 2179 nt
Organism: Cryptotermes secundus
Lineage: Eukaryota; Metazoa; Arthropoda; Insecta; Blattodea; Kalotermitidae
Exons: 2
Coding region: 923-2011 (362 amino acids)
Biological process (GO): proteolysis
Molecular function (GO): aspartic-type endopeptidase activity
Source: RefSeq, a predicted model, not a curated record
CCACUUCACGUGCCCACCCCCGCAGGAGGAUGGGCCAUCACGGUUCGGAACCACUGUUUCAUACCCUUCCCUAUCUGUCAUUCAUUGCCAGAAUCCUGACGUUCGGAGCAACACAACCUCUGCAGCUGGAAAACGACAGUACGUUGGCUCACGCUGUUAACAUGUCAGCAAGAAACAAAGCAACAGCAGAGCAUGUGAUAACUACCAAACACAUUUUACUUCUCCAUGCUAAGGGAGUUACUCAGGCUUACGUCCCACUGAAUAUUUCACUUGAAACUACUAGAACAAACAGUAACAGGCAUACAGGAGGCGUAAAUAUUUAUUAUAAGCUGUGAUGAUUAUAAUUAUGUAGGUUGGGAUUUGUUGUUAUUUAUGUACUUACAUAAUGUGAUAUGAAUGCUAAAAGCCGGACCAAUGGAACAAAAGCAGGGGGCCGUUGCUAUGCAACGGCGCAGUAAACACGUUUCCAGAGCAACGAAUCAACACGCAUCAACAGAGGAACUGCUGGAAGCAGUGUUUUCUAUGGUCCGUGCACAGUCCGUUGCUACGCAAUGGUGCAGUAAACACAUCUCUGAACAAUGAAUGAACACGCAACAAUAGAUGAAGCGGUGUUUUCUGCAUGGUCCGUUCUAAGGCUAUAUAACGAGGAUCAAUGGAAAAAGUUAGCAGCUGUGAGUUUCCAGUCGACGUUGGGGGUUGGCCGUGAGCACGGAAGCAGACGGAUCUCCACUGUUACAAGCAGCUACCAAGCAAGAUAUAAACUGAAAACACUUAGUAUGUACUAUAGAUCUGUAGUUACGAAAUACAGGCGUUCAGUAAAUCCAUUUAUCAAUUCAAACCCUGUGUCUAGUCAGUGACACGUGACAGAAGUAGGACUGGAUUGACUGUAUUAAAGCCGACGUGACAGCUAACUACAGAGGACAUGGAAAAUUUGAUAGCUACCAUACGGGAAAUGCAAGUCGGUCAACAAAUGAUAGUGGCUGAUAUUAAAGCCACAAGAGCUGACCAAAGAGAGAUGGCAAGCAUAUGGACCCGCCAAAAGAAUACGAGAACGGCGACAGAACAUCUUCGAUCCACCCAGGCCGACUUGGAAAAGACUUUUAGCACGCGAGUACAACGCAUCAUGAAAUCCACGGACGAACGCAUACGAAGCCUCCGUGAGAUCAGUACACACGAAACUUUCAUCACGCGCCUCGGCAAGAAAGAAGUGAUGAAUACGCUGUCUGAAGCCACGAAGCGUGGGCUCGAGACAAAACUGGAGGAAGCCGAAGACCAAGUGUGCCAUAAGGGCAGCGGCAACGCUGAAAUCUGCGUACAUAAAAAGAGGCCGCAGCUGCCAGAGACUACAAGUAGCAGGACAAAGCGACUUCAGUGCUUGCCGAGUGGGGGCACCACCCAGAAGGAUUUCACGGAACAAGAUCGACCGAAACGAGAAUACACGAAAAAAAUGACGUCUGUGACAUCAAAGCCGCCUACUCAUUACAAAACCGCUCUGUGCGAACGAGUAUGUUCAAACCUAAGGGCCAUUGGACGGAUAGGUGACAAGCCUUGUUUUGUGACUGUUGACACAGGAGCAUCCGUGACUUUUGCCAGACCGGACAUUGCAGCAGGGCUGCCCGAGAGAGAAUUGACCAGGCGGAUGUACCUGCGGUCGGUAUCAGGACAAAUUACCCCCAUUUUGAAGGAAGCUUUCGUAAAACUGACACUGGGUGAGUGCCUACUAAUGGCCUGGGUAUUCGUCGCCGAUAUUAUAGAGGAGUUCACGUUGGGACUUGACGUUAUGUACGCCCACAGUGCAGUCGUGGAUUUGGGGCGCCACGUGCUACGACUUGGCGAAAAGGAAGUACCACUAACACGUCCGAAGCGAGUAAGUUCAAAUCUCUUUACGAGCAAGUGCUACACAGCAUAUGUUCCACAUGAUACAGAAGCGGCGGCAGGCCUGGAAGGAUGCGAUGAAAAGCUUCCCCAAGGACGGUGUAAUGAAAUAGUGCAACAGGGUUUCAGUUUUUAAGUGACAGUGAGAGAGUUCUCGAUAUGAGACAGCCACGGGAUGUUCAUAGAAGCCCAGUGAAGACUGUGUUCAUGUGUAAUAUUGGGAGUGUAUGAUCCAGUGAGACUGCUAUAGUUUCUGUGUUGAGAUCUGUGAAGACUGGGAAUCGUAGAGUGUGUGCAACAGUGA